UGGAAGGAAACCCCGUGGACUGCAUUCAUUCGGACGGUCUGAGAGAAUCAGCUGUACCUUGGUACGCCGACAUCUGCCAUUACUCAGCGAGCAGUCAUGAGCGAGGCACCUCAGAAGGAACUGGUACAAAAGGCCAAGUUGGCCGAACAGGCUGAGCGUUACGACGACAUGGCCUCUGUGAUGAAAGCAGUGACAGAGGACAGUGAGCAGCUCUCAAAUGAGGAGCGCAACCUGCUGUCGGUGGCCUACAAGAACGUGGUGGGUGCCCGUCGCUCUUCCUGGCGUGUGGUGUCCAGCAUCGAGCAGAAAGCAGAGAACAGCGAAAGGAAGCAGGCCAUGGCCAAAGAGUACCGGGAAAAAAUUGAGAAAGAGCUGAAAGACAUCUGCAAUGACGUUCUGGGUCUUUUGGACAAGUAUCUUAUUCCCAAAGCAACUGCAGCAGAGAGCAAAGUCUUCUAUUUGAAAAUGAAGGGGGAUUACUACCGCUACUUGGCUGAGGUGGCUGCAGGAGAAGAAAAAAAAGCCAUUAUUACAGACUCGCAGGGCGCGUACAAACAGGCCUUCGAUAUCAGCAAAGAGGAAAUGCAGCCCACACACCCAAUCCGUCUCGGUCUCGCCCUUAAUUUCUCCGUCUUCUUCUACGAGAUCCUCAAUUCCCCUGAAGAAGCUUGCCAGCUGGCCAAACAGGCUUUUGAUGAUGCCAUCGCAGAGCUGGACACACUGAGUGAAGAAUCGUACAAAGACAGCACAUUAAUCAUGCAGCUAUUGAGAGACAACUUGACACUGUGGACUUCUGAUAACCAGGUUGAGGGAGAGGACACAGAGGAGGCCAGAGAUUGAGCCAGAUCCCCAUAGUCAUCCCUGUCUGCCUGCCAUCGUCCUGGGUCAUCUUCAUCAUAAUCAUCAACACUGCGACCACCUCAUUAUCGAGAUCCAACUCUGUCCACAUUUUUCUGGCUAGGUCUCUACUCGUCUCACUCCUUUCAGUUGACUAUUGUUUCCGUAGUAACUGUGGGGAAACGGGAUGGGCAGGGAGGAUAAGUUUUUACACUGUUCGUUGGGAGGGAUUAUGUGUGUUUGGGGUUGGAUUCUUGGCUGUUGACCUUUUCCUGAGUCGGAGCUGUAAUGGUGUUGCAUUGUUAAGGUGCAAAGUGAGAGGGUAAGUUCUCAACUUGUAAAACAUGUGCAAGUUUGAGUUUUUGGGGGCACAGUGGUGCUGUUUGAAAGUAACCUCAGCUUUUGAAGGCAUGUCCAUGUUUUUUUCAAACUGGCUCCUCACACCAGGCAAGACAUCAUCUAUUAGUCUCUACUAAAGGAGAGGUGAACAGUGGUGGUGUAAUGGGGAGAGCUGGAGAUGGAGGGCAAGAUUUUAUAAAGGUUACAUUCCAUUUACUGUCAUUUAUUCAACCUGCUACUUCAUGGUUUUGUUUUUUAUUUGCUUAGGGGGAGGGCGCUGCUUUUUCUAUAUAUCAGUUACGAGGUAUAGAAGAUUUUGAACAAAAGAGCACACAACCUUGUAUUGUUGCUUUUUUGUAUGAGCACUGCAGCAAGAAAAUGUGCAGUUACUGCUUCUUCAAAUUAGUUUUUUUUUCUUUAUUUUCCUCUUUAAUUCUCCAUGUUUCUUUGAAAACUUGCCUGACCUUUUGAUGGGUAGUUUCUGGACUAGUAAAGGUGGUUGUUGGACUGGGUAGCCUGGUUUGUCUUUUGAAUUUUCAUACUGAAAGCACAAGCAUAACUGUUGAGGGGACAUGUGUAAUUUCAUGUAAGUGGAAUAAAAAAGAAUGAACAAUU
Melanotaenia boesemani (Boeseman's rainbowfish) is the source of this 1791-nucleotide messenger RNA. RefSeq names its product 14-3-3 protein zeta-like. Gene Ontology annotation, cellular component: cytoplasm. Gene Ontology annotation, biological process: signal transduction. The transcript has 6 exons. Bases 97 to 840 code for a protein of 247 amino acids. The record is from RefSeq and is a predicted model, not a curated record. NCBI's taxonomy places the organism in Eukaryota, Metazoa, Chordata, Actinopteri, Atheriniformes, Melanotaeniidae.